Molecule: messenger RNA, 4288 nt
Organism: Armigeres subalbatus
Lineage: Eukaryota; Metazoa; Arthropoda; Insecta; Diptera; Culicidae
Product: proprotein convertase subtilisin/kexin type 5-like
Exons: 8
Coding region: 63-4190 (1375 amino acids)
Source: RefSeq, a predicted model, not a curated record
GAACGGCUACCUCUCAGUAAUAGUUAAAAAGUGAUCAAUGUUACAUCCAAAAGUGUGUCAUAAUGAUGUUCAAAAGAAUAGUUUUAGUAAUUGCAGUGAGUGCAGUGUGUCCACAGGCGGUCAAAUCGUUGGAGUGCUAUUCAUGUACAGGAGAUGAAUGCCUAUACAGAGUUGAUUUGGGAGAUCAAAUUAAUUGCGGCGAUUCACAGCAGUGUUAUACUAAGUUUGAUGGAUAUGUGCCAACAGAGCGCGGAUGUGUUUCUUCCACCAACCCAUGUACCGCAGGUUCAUGUGAAUCAUGCAGCGGUGAUUAUUGCAACAAUCUCAGUGCGACCAAUCACAAAUGCGUAAUUUGUUCAUCAGUUUUGGAAGAAAGCUGCGUCAGUAAUCCCGGUGGAUUGCAAGCUCAACAGUGUAGUGCACCGAACGUGAAUGUGGCAGAAACGCAGUGCUAUUCACGAGUGGUUGGCUCCGUCACUGAGCGAGGAUGUGUUCAAUCUCAAACUGAUGUGGAUGAAUGCGAUGGUAGCCUAUGUUCACCGUGCGCCGGAGAAGGCUGUAAUAACCAAGAAUAUCCAGAAGGGCGACAAAAGUGCGUCAAAUGCAGCUCAGCCCAAUGUAAUACAGAUGCCGUCACCAGCUAUUGCGAACUUCCGGGCGACAGCUGCGUAACUGCCAAAAAGACUGAUGGAACGUACCUCAAAACCUGUGAACAAUCGAUGUCCGACGCGGACCGACAAUUUUGCCAAUCGAAUCCACUUGCCUGCUCGUUCUGUGGCCAGAACGAGUGCAACAAAAUCGAGUUCAACGAGUCUCGAGUCGCUCGGCAGUGCUAUACGUGCCAGGGUUCCGACUGCUUGCAGUCAUCACUGGUUAUUGGAACCUGUCAUGAAACCGACGAUCAGUGCUAUACAAUUUUCGACGGCUUCAAUCCUACGCAACGAGGCUGCCGGUCAGCGCUCACCACCGCAGAGAAGGCCACAUGCGACGACCCGGAUGCUGUGGAGUGCAAUCUCUGCGGCGAAAACGAUCUGUGCAACGUGGAUGGACGGAAGGACCACCAAUGUGUGUAUUGUUCGUCCACGCUGGAUGUAAACUGUAUCAGCGCCAGUUCACCACUGCCGGCAAUUCAAUGCCCAGCACCAACAACGGAAGUUUCGGAUGACGCUUUGUGCUAUACAAGAAUCAUAGGAACCGUGACGGAACGAGGCUGUCUCGGAUCGGCCACGGAUGGAGAGCAGUGUGACCCGGAAGAAAACUGUGCGACAUGUGGCGGGAACGGAUGCAACUCGGAACUGUUCCCAUCUGAUAGGCGAAAGUGCGUGGUUGGAUCUGUAAUCGAUCAGUACUGUCCAGAUCCGUGGGAUGAUUGUGUUCAGAUCGCUAGCAAUACCAGCGGAGGUGCUAGCGUUAAAAAGUGUCAGUCAUCAAUGAGUGUGGAGGAAGUGUCCUUCUGCGAGGCAAGCAGCAACAAGUGCGACUUCUGUGAGUCAGACAACUGCAACCAAAACGAAAUAGAGUUCAACUAUUUGGAAUGCAUAAACUGCAACUCUAAUGUUGAUCCCUCCUGUGCGUCAAAUCCAUCCACCAUUACCAAUCUGGUUCAUUGUGGCACCUGCGUAAACAUUCUGACAAACAACUCCGUUGGUGAGCAAAUACUGCAACGAGACUGUCUCGAGCAGCUAUCGCCUGAAGAUGCCGAGCAGUGCAGCUUUGGCAACAGCACCACCUCGGACGCAACGUGCACUCCAUGCAGCACAAAUCGAUGCAACAACGGUCCUUUUCCGGCGGAUCGAUUGGCUUGUCACAGCUGUGAAGGUGGAUCAUGCUUCUCCCAUGACACAAUCAGGUUGGAAUAUUGUCCCAAAUACCAGGAAGGGGAUAGCUGCUACGUUCAGACAGAUUCCGCGGGAAUGUUGGUUCGGAUGGGUUGUCGCAGUUCCUUGAGCGCUGGUGAACAAUCGACUUGUGCUGCCAAUCCGGACCGUUGUAGAUUGUGUCAAUCAGCAGGAUGUAACGAUCCAGUCAAAUAUGGAAACAGCGGAAGUUGUGUUCAAUGCGAUAGUGUUUUGGAUGUAUCGUGCGUUGGGAGAGCUUCCGAUAUGGACGCUGAACCGUGUAAUGAUCCGUUGAACACCCACUGCUACACCCGAUUAGUUGGUGGGUCAACAAUUGUACGAGGAUGUUCGAGUGAAUUGAAUACUACUGAGUUAACCAAGUGCAAUAACAACGAAGAUUGUUCUGUGUGCGAUUCAACGGUUAGGAAAUGUAAUAUUGAUAUUUAUCCUGCGAACCGUUUGGAGUGUUACACUUGUGAAGGAGGAUCGUGCUUCACUCACGAUACAGUUAAAUUAGAGUAUUGUCCGAAAUAUCAGCAAGGGGAUAGCUGCUUCGUGCAGAUAGACUCAACGGGAAUGUUGAGCCGCAUGGGUUGUCGAAGUUCUCUAAAUAGUGGUGAACAAACCAGUUGUGCCGCCAACCCAGAGCUUUGCAAGACCUGUCAAUCAACUAGAUGUAACGAUCCAAUGAAAUACGGGAAUAGUGGAAGCUGUGUUCAGUGCGAUAGUGCAUUGGAUGUAUCGUGCGUUGGAAGAGCUUCCGAUAUGGACGCCGAACCCUGUAAUGAUCCUUCGAACACUCACUGCUACACCCGAUUAGUUGGUGGAUCGACCAUUGUACGUGGAUGUUUGAGUGAAUUGAAUGCUACUGAGCUGACUAAGUGUAAUAACAAUGAAGAUUGUUCCAGGUGUGAUUCAACGGUUCGAAAAUGUAAUGUGGAUAUUUAUCCUGCAAACCGUUUGGAGUGUUAUACUUGUGAAGGUGGAUCAUGCUUUACUCACGAUACAGUCAAAUUAGAGUAUUGUCCAAAAUAUCAGCAAGGGGAUAGCUGCUUUGUACAGAUAGAUUCAACGGGAAUACUGAGCCGUAUGGGUUGCCGAAGUACACUAUCUGCUGGGGAACAGUCGACAUGUGCUUCCAACCCAGAUCAUUGCAAGACCUGUCAAUCAACUAGAUGUAACAAUCCAAUGAUGUACGGAAACAGUGGAAGUUGUGUUCAGUGUGAUAGUACUUUAGAUGUAGCCUGCGUUGGGAGAGCUUCCGACAUGGACGCCGAACCGUGCAAUGAUCCGUUGAACACCCACUGCUACACCCGAUUAGUUGGUGGAUCAACAAUUGCGCGAGGCUGCUUGAGUGACCUAAAUACAACAGAACUGAAUAAGUGCAAUAACAACCAAGAUUGUUCCAGAUGCGAUUCAACGGUUCGGAAAUGUAAUGUGGAUAUUUAUCCAGCGAAUCGAUUGGAAUGUUAUACUUGUCUUCAGCCACCUUGCUUUUCACACGAAACCAUUUCACUCGAAUACUGUCCAACAUAUUCGAAUACCGAUCAAUGUGUGUUGCUUUCAGACAUAACAGGGGUACCAAUUCGUUUGGGAUGUAACAGCACACUAACAUCUACUGAACAAAACAUAUGCAGAACUACUCCUACACUAUGCAGAUAUGGUUCUAAAUCGAAAUCCAAUGACCCAGCAAUCAUAUUAGGAACCGGUAAGUGCGUACAAUGCACUAGUUCGCAGGAAGCUAGUUGCAUGAGUGACCCAGCUGCCCUCGAAGGCACACCAUGCAACGAUCCCGGAAACACCCAAUGUUUCUCAAGGUUUGUCGAUGGAAGUAUCACCGAACGUGGAUGUUUGAACGAUCUUGACGCCGCAUCACAGAGCCUGUGCCUUUUAAGCAACAACUGCGCUCUCUGCUCUUCCCGCACGGCAAACUGUAACUCCGGUCAGUACCCGCUGAACCUGAAGCGAUGUUUCCAGUGUGACUCGACCACCAACGCAACCUGCAAAGCCGUCCAAUCCGGAACUGCCCCACCCUGCACAUCAUACAACCCCGACAACCAAUGCUACAUCGUGGUGCAGAAAAACGGCGACACGGUGCGGAAGUGUUCCACCCAACCGCGAGCCACGGAAUGUGCCGGAGCGGAUCGCUGCGAGAUUUGCCGAUUUAGCGGUUGCAACUCCCGGGUAUCGACCGACGUAAUGCCCGCCGAUUUGGGUGCAACAACAACGACCACCCCCAGUCCCGCGGCGAAACCAGGCCGAGCGGCAACUAUGGAUGGUGCCAAUUUGACGGUGGCAAUUAUGAUGAUGAUUGCACUUGCGGUGGUUCGUCGACUUACCGGUACCGGGUAGAGAGUGGUGAGAUUUGUUUGAUUGUUUGUUUGGUUGGGGUGAUGUCACCACGGUGUGUUAAUAUACUGUAGUAAACGCUAGACGAAACGACGACUGUA